Messenger RNA from Plasmodium cynomolgi strain B, 2855 nucleotides. Its product is annotated as SPX d0main containing protein. The record is from RefSeq and is a predicted model, not a curated record. The annotation marks the transcript as partial. NCBI's taxonomy places the organism in Eukaryota, Apicomplexa, Aconoidasida, Haemosporida, Plasmodiidae. The transcript has a single exon.
GGAAAGAUACCUCCACCAUCACCAUAAAGGAAGUAACAAGCAACUUCGGGAGCACACGAGCAUUGAGCGGAGCAGAGUAUCAAUCAGCUGAGUCCAGAUUUCAGAAUAUCCUAAAUGGAGAAUUAAAUAAAAUUAACAAAUUCGCUAGAAAAAUGAUAAAGGAAUGGUACAAUGACGCACAGAUAUGUCAAGAAAAGUUACACAAAAGAAAUUCUUUAGUGGAGUUAUCUCAAAUUUUAAAGAAACUAAACGAGUUGGGAAAUACGUUGAAGUUUCUCGAUAGUUAUAGAAUUACAAACUUUACAGGGUUUACAAAAAUUACAAAAAAAUUUGACAAACAUAAUGAUAAGGUUAUCAGUUCAUCUUUCUACAUCACUGUCGUUAUUAAAAGUUUUUUCAUGAGCUACGAUAUGAAUCUACUUGUGUGUAUUUUGUCUCUUUGCUAUAAGCAUUAUCGGGAGGUUCGAAGCGGGGUCUCCGCGAAGGUCCACUCUGGGGAAGGCCUAGGGGAAGUACACUAUGGGGAAGUAUACCCCAGGGAAGACCGCCCCAUGGAAGACCGCCUUAGGGAAGCCCCCCCCCAAAUGACAGGUUUCUCCAACUUGGAGAGGAAAAAUAAAAACGAAAACAGAUUUUCCCAAAGUGGAGAAUCACAGAGCAGUGCAGCUUCCACCUCCCCCAAGGAGAGUGUUCAUCCCCAAGUCGAUGCAGAAGAGAACCCACAAAGAGUCAUUAAGCACACCAAGUAUCUAGUAAAAGCACAAGACCUUAUCAGUGCCAAAAUAGAAAUUAGCAAAUACUAUUCCAUCCAUUACCACGAUUUGAAGGAGCAUGAAUUGAUGCCCCCUUUUGAAAGCUUCAUAGAAUUAAUUUCCACAUCUAAAAUACAAAAUUACUUAACAACGAUCUACUUGGAUGACUCUACGUUUAGUAGAUACCACAGAUGUAUUAAUCGGAGUAAUCAACCUGGGGGGAGUAGUAGUCAAAGUAUUAGGUUACGAUGUUAUAGCUACAUAGAUGCAGAGAAAGAAUCCACGAAAACUGUGAUUCAACAUUUUAAUUUAUUUGAACCCAGUUGUGAUCCCAAUGAGAAGUAUGUCUUUGCUAAGGACGUACCACAGGAGGACCUCAAAAUAGGUUGCGUUAACGAUUUGUACAAUCUGAGGAUAAGAGAUUCAUCCUCUAGUGGGUCCCAUCCAAUUCAGGGUUCAGACUCACUACAACUACAGCAUUGUGAGAAGUACAUCCGUGAGAUAGAGAAGAACAACUUAACGAGUUGUCUCAAAAGCAAAGUGAACAGAAUCCACUUUGGGGAUGAUAACCUUAGUGGCUACAUCGACGAGAAUAUCUGCUACUGGGUGCACACAGAUAAGGGGGCCAUUCAUGGGUGUGAAGAAGUCGACUCCGUGGAAGGAGACCACAGUGAGUUGGACGAACCGAGUAAAGUUAAGCAGCAUAACGGUGUCCCAAGUGGAAGUAACCUCCAUAAGGGGGAAUACAAAACGGGAAACGAAGAAGAAAUCACCGCGAAGGAAAAGAGAAAGUACGCCUACUUCGACUAUGCAGUUAUCGAUAUCAGUGUGAAGGAACUCUCCAGCAGGGACUUCUCCUUCCAACUCAACCAUCUAGGGGUAGCCAAAGAAAUUUGGGGAUACUCUUCCUACCUGCAAGGCAUCUCUAUGCUCUACCCACACCGCAUUUCCACAGCCCCCCACUGGCGUAUCUACACACACCCCAAGUGGGCAAAAUUAAACGCAGGGGAGGGUUCCAGCAGGGGGGAGAAAAGGAAGAAGAAGGAGACGAAGAAGAAAAAGAAGGAGAAGAAGGAGACGGAGACGGAGACGGAGAAGAAGGAAGGAGUAGCGGUAGGGGUAGAAGUAUUGACAAGCAAAGGUGAAGCAAAGGAAAGGCAAAAUAAAAAACCCAGAAGUGAUGACAGCGAUGGCAGCGGUGGCAGAAGGGGGACCCUGCAAAGCAACGAAAGUAACGAGUCCAGUUUGUCCGAUGAGGACAACGACACAGAUCUCAGCUCAAGUGAAAAUACAGUCGAGUACACAGAAAGGGUAGAGAAGCAUCGUAAUGGAAAAAAAGAGGAGCGCAAAAAGGGAAUCACCUACACUGGUGCAUCUGCAAGAAUUGCUCACGAGAGUGAAGUGAUUUAUCGAAACGAGAUCGAAAGGAAUAAAUCCACAUCUGCUUCUCCUCGUCACAUUAAUUUAAGCAUUGACAGCGCAGGCAGUGCAGACUGCUGCAACAACCGGGGGAGUUACAUUCGUGGACCAUACAGUGCAGACAGUAGAAACAACCCAAGGAAGACAUCUCCCCAAAAGGAGAAACCAUCCAUCAUGAGACACACUCUCGCAGGAGAAAACGAUCUGUAUGAACCUCUUCUAGACCCUGUGGAAGAGACUACUCCCUCUAAGGGUAAUAAAUCCUCAUCCUAUAGAAUCACCUCCUUUUUCAAGAAAAUAUUUUUUUGUAAAAAUAAAAUUAUUGAGAUAAAAAGACCCAAAACUGCAGUCGUGAGAGUGGAACCCAAGACCUUUUUUGCCAAUGAGAGAACCCUGUUGCAGUGGCUGAACACAAGUGUCCUCCUCUCAACGAUAUCUAUUACCCUUUUGAAUUUUUCCAAUUCGUAUGGAUUCGCCUCUGGAGUUAUCAUGGCCCCAGUAGCUAUCUUCUUUAUCCUGUACUCCUUCCAUAUUUAUUUGAAGAGGGCAGAGGCGCUCAUCAACAAGGAACCAAUUAACUAUACGGACAAGGUAGGCCCCGGGGUGCUCGUCAUCACCCUGACCUUUGCCCUGUCCACCGUCGUCCUGCUCAAUAUUUACAGCCGCUUGAAGGGAGAGGCGUGA